Gordionus sp. m RMFG-2023 is the source of this 10318-nucleotide messenger RNA. RefSeq lists its product as uncharacterized. Gene Ontology annotation, cellular component: cytoplasm; nucleus. Bases 22 to 10254 code for a protein of 3410 amino acids. The record is from RefSeq and is a predicted model, not a curated record. Lineage: Eukaryota; Metazoa; Nematomorpha; Gordioida; Chordodea; Parachordodidae. The transcript has 56 exons.
GGAUUUUAUUAGAAUUGAGAUAUGCCUUCAAUUGAAAAAUUACUAAAGGUAUUAGAUUUACUAAAACCGAAUAUUGAUAUAAAAAGAAAAAAAUUGGAAAAGUUUGAGAAAAUUAAAUACUUAGGAGCGUUAAAUGAUAUUCUUCAUAAUCAUAUCGAGAAAAGUAACAAUGGCAAUUAUUUAUCUAUUUUAAGUAAAAUCUGUGAAUCUUAUAUAUUUUAUUUUAAUGAUGCUGAAGCAGAUGUUAGGUUAAAAGCUGAAGAUUGUUUCACAAUUCUAUCUAAAUCUCACGUUGAUUAUAUUAGUCGUAUUCAAAUAGAAUUGUUCAAGGAAAUUAAACAUAAUGGACUAACUAAAUCUUUGAAGACAUGCCUCAUCAGAUUUGCAUAUCUAUUCAAAUUGGUUCGCAAACAAAAAUUCAGGGCUUAUAUAACACAUCUUUAUCCGGCAUUGAUUCUUAUAUCUCAAAGACCCGAAGAGAUUAUUCAGGAGGCAUUGAAAGAAUUUUUAAUUAUUGUGAUGCCUAUAACAGGAAAAUACGCUAAUAUGAUGGAAACAAAGGAAAUACUUAACAAUUUCUACGCAUCGUCAAAUUUAUCCAACGCCAAUAAAAGGAUUUUUGCUGAAAUUUUGUCCGUUAUUGUAAAACAUUCCAGAUAUCCGAAAAUUUUUUAUGUUGAUCUUCUGACUAAACUUUUAAUAUCCUUGCUGCCUGUGCAAGACCAACACAAUCAAGACACGAAUCUCAUAUUGGGGAAUCUGUUGUGCAUCAAAAACUUGCUCGAAAUUUAUCCUUUCAUUAUAUCCUACCCUUCUAAAUAUUCCAAAACAUUGAUAGUAAAAAAAAUCGGUACGCCCAGUGUUACACCGCAUAACGCUUCAGAGGAAUACGAAGAUUCAACUUUUAUUUUAUUAUUGAAAAUUACUUUUCAACUACUUCUGUAUCAUCUGGACAAUGAUGACACAAACAUCUGCAACACGGCGCUUGAAUCACUAACUCUUUUCUUAAGGCGCGUUAUGAGUUCGGAAUUGUUGAUGAGUUAUAAUUUAAUAGCUCUCACGCUUUGGGAAUACAUAACUAACCCUCAACAAAAUACAGAAUGCCUCGUAUUUCAAAUACCGGAUCAAUUGAAAAACAUUCCGGAUAGUUCUACCCUUAAAGUCACGGAUUCCAUACCUACACUAAAUUCACCUAGUGAGCAAUCUUUGGAAUCUAUGAACUUCGAAUCUGAAGACCUCUCAUGUUUACCUAGUAGUAUUUCGGAGGAUCUCGACAAAUUAUUUACGUAUGAACCAGAAGAAUUGGGACAAAAAGAUUUUGAUACACUGAGCGAAUCGAAAGAGGAGAGUAGUUUAGAUAGUUUUGGAGAAAACGUUAAUAACGACUUAAUGCAGGAGGAUGAUGUAUUAGACGAAACGUUAAUAGAUACUAACGACAAUAUCGCAGAUAUAGAUGAAUCGCAAAUUAAGAACGAAUAUAUCUAUGAUUUAAAUUUUGAUUACAACUUUCGCUGGCGAAGGACCUAUCAGGUUAACGAUUCAUCAGAAAUUCUUGAAUCACUCGUUCAACAUUUGUACUGUAAAAUUUUAGCCCAGUUCUUGUUAACUUACGCUCUAGGAAAAGGCGGUGGUAAUCAAAUCUUGCAAGCUCGUAUAAGAAAUAAUAGUAAAAAUCUUCCCGUUUUAAGGAUCAGCGUUCAAAGCAACGCUUUGGUUUUAUUGGGUGAGAUGAUUAAAUUUUUACGCCGUAGUGAUCUUUUUCCCACAAAGCUGCAGCAAAUUUUGAUGGUCGCGGGAAUGGAUGAUACUAAUCAGCCGAGAGAGUUAAUUCAUAGCUUGACUAUCAUGGAUUUAUUCAAAUGCCAUAAUUUUAGUGAUCUAAAUUUUAUUUCGCAGUUAACUCACCUGAUGGUUAAUAUGCUUGUUAUGAUGCAAACUCUACCAGAAUACAGUUACGAUGAUGUCGAAAAAAUAAAUGUUCAGGAUAGUCAAAUCAAGCAUUCUAUGGAAUUAUCGUUCAACCGAAUCUUAGAAUACUCAUCGGGAAUUGAAAAUAUGAAAUCAUCACCUUUGAUCCAAAGCUCUACCUUAGCACUUUGCAGACAGAUUUUGAUUUCUUCUAAAUUUUUUCUAGGGGGAAUUUACUAUCGAAAUCUUCUAAAUUUUUUAUCCUUUUUCAAGUCUUCAUCGAAUUACUGGCUAUCAAAAAUAAAUUAUCUUAAGCUGGUUUCAGAGAUUGAUUGGUUAGAACUCAAAUACAUGGAAUCCUAUUUUUCGUUUACGGAGAAUAUGUGUUUUGAAAAUGUAACGACUCGAAUAUUAAAAAUAGUUUUUAAUUUUUUACACGAAAACGAUACCAGAAUUCGAGCACUUACUUCUCAGAUUAUAACCAAGAUUAUCCCAAGCUUGUUUACGCCCCAUACUUUUGUUGCUGAUGACCUAGAUUUUGUAAUGUAUAUAAAGAUAUUUCGGGAUAAAUCGAAAAGGCCUAAAGCUCCUCAUUCUACGCCAAUAAUUCUUUCAUUACCGCAUCCGUUCUAUAUAUUACUCGAUCAAGGAAUUACUCACAAUUUACAAAUGGAAUCAACCAUGAAUUGUAUUAUUAACCGCAAUUUAUCCUACGUCAUUCAACGUUUGCUAUCUAUUAUCGCUAGAGCAACAGAUUUUCAUACCAAAUCUGGGUGUAUCGAAACAUUGCUAAAUUUAACCCUAGUUUAUCCUCCACUAAUAUACCCAUCCGGCUGGAAUAUUUUAUAUAAUAUUGACUCGGAAAUGGCUACAAGAAAUAUAAAAGAUAUUUCUUCGAUCCCAGCUAGCAGAUCUACAUUUUAUGACGAAUUUUCACAAGAGCAAAUGCCUAAAUCAUUUCAUUUGAGCUUUAGAAAUGAUCAUUCAAUACUCUCAUACUUUAAUUCAUUUUUCAACUACGAAAAUAUUGUUCAAAAUUUGACACUCCAUUCUCAUUUAAUCACCCUGACUUCACAAACCUUUAUAGCUUUCGUAUAUUACAACAGCACACAUCUUCAAUUUUCAUGCGAUAACCCCUAUUCAAAUCAUUGGCCUACCAUUAACGAUAAAUAUCUAAUAUCUACGAUUGACAGUUUUAUGGCUCAUUUACUAAGGACUCUUGCCAUAUGUUGCGACGUUAUAGAAGGUAUCGAAAAAAAGAAACUUAAUCUCAAGUUAUCGACUAUGACUCAGCAGCAUUCUAGUACAUCGGCUCCCUUGAUGCGCAAUAACGGAAAAUUCACAUUUCCAGCCUCCAACACAUCUAUGACAAAUAUUCAAAAUCCUCCACAGAGGAAUCAAAACAUUCUCGAAUCAACUGCCGAAAGACUCAAUGAUUCUAAGAAAAACUUACCUCUUACCCCGUCUUCUGGAAAGUUUUUCUCCCUUUCCAACAUGAUAAAUGACUUCCUGUCUCUUUCGGGUGACGACAAAGCCAACGAACAAAGGGCUUCUCACGAAAACAUUUCUACCACGUUUUCAGGUAAAGAAGACGAGGUAUGCGAUCAAAUUACUAAAAAUGUAACACUGGGAGAAAAGUUGGCGGCAAGUCUUAAACGUAAAAGUUCUAAGAUAUUGUUUCCUAGCAGUGGGGUAUCGAUUGAAUCCGUCGCAAAUCAAGAUGGAAUAGAAAUUAAGGAUCAUACACGUAUUAACCUUCCCAUGUUUAAAGAUACUACGGAAGGCCUAAAUAAUCGUAUAGUUGAUAACAUUGUCAUUAGUAAAAACGACUCAAAAAUUUUUGCCGAAAUUCCAACCGUUAAUCCAACAAAUAAUAAAACGGAUAAGCCACCCCCUGUUUUGGGAAAAGCAUUAAAUCCCUACGAGGAUCGCACUGUUGCUUUUGUCAAAUUUACGAAUUAUGAUCACCUACCACUUUAUUUCAAAAUAUACGAGACUGUUAAAAUGGCUUAUCAAAGUUAUUUGUCAAUCCUUAAAGAUGAAGAAAAUCAGAAAUUUUAUAUUUUAUUGACCAACAUUUUAAAAUCGCUAAUCAGCAUAAUCGAAGUUAUGUCAUUUUACGAAACCAGUAAAAUUAUUGACGAAUUACUGCAUUGCUUGUCUAUCACCUUCACAAUUGUCCCAUCAUUAACCAUAUCGGCGCUUACUCAAUUGCUUAAAUCUCUUUUUGGGACAAAUUUAAUAUAUUUCAAACACAAUCGAUUCUCGAAUGUAGCGAAAAACAUAUCAGGUCAUCCUAGUUUCGGGGGAAAAAAUGUCACUAACAACCUAGAAUCUUUAUUUUUGGAUGAUUUGCUUGACAAUAAUUCAGUUAUCAAUGAUGACGAAAGGACAAAUAUAUUAGGUUGGAAAUAUCGAUUUGAGAUGACUCCUAAUCAUGUAAAUGCUCAGAUUGCCUCAUCGGAAAAAAUCAAUAUUAGUUCUUAUAUACGAAAAUUCGAGGAUUUGGUCAUUCGGUCGCUCAAAUUGUAUACAAUAACGAGUAGUAUAGAAAUCCAGAACAAAGUAUUGGAAAUGUUGACACAAUUGAUAUUCUUGCGAGUCAAUUACCACCUUUUAGAUUCCGAUCAACUUUUUCUCAAUUUCUUAUUCAAGCAAAUUGAAUUUAUAGAACAAGGCUAUUAUGAGGAUUGCCCAAAAUUGAUUGACAAUUUAUUUCAAUUUUUUUCUUUGCUAACACGAGAGGUCAGUGAUUCCACCAUAUCACCCGCAAUAACACUCCCUAAAAUUAUUAAUCUAGCGGAAGUUAUCAUAGCAUCUGAUCAAUCUUUACAAUCUCUAGCCUCGGGAGCUUAUUUUGUUCUAAUACAAGAACUUUUUUUGAUGACUAAUACACCCGAAAAAAGAAAGGAAAGGGUUGACUUGGAUAUGUUAAGAGAUGUUAUCACGACACUUUUAUUGAAACAUAUGGAUUAUCCGGAGAUCAUGUCGCUAAUCGGGCUCGUGCUGACAUCACUAAGGAAGGAAUAUACCAAUUAUAUUACUUCAGAAAAUAAUAAAUACAUUCAAUUAUCACUACGAGCUUUAUUACAAAUGCAAGAAACUUUCUUUACGCCCAACUAUAGUAAUUCUGAAAAUUACGAUGGCUGCCAAUUAGUCGAUAAAUUGAUUGACCUUUUUCGCUCUUUACCUUCUUUUUAUAUCUUCCCUGAAUUUUGCAAAUUUUUAGGAAGAAUAUUGUUCGCCCCAGUUCCUAUCAUGACGGACGUUGUCUUAACCGAUUUCCGUGAUAAUCGGGAAAUUAAAUCAAGAAUAAUGACGCUUGAACAUUUAAUGACUCUCAAAAUAUGUGCGUUAUAUAUACUGGUCACAACUCUUCGACCGAUGGAUUUUGAAUUAAAGAAAAGCGAAUCUGCUAAAUCGUUUUUGAUAUCUUUUUGGACUGAAGAUUUUGAAGGAUCUCCAAAUGAAUAUAUUUUGUUUGUAGAGAAUAUGUUAGAUCUGAUUUAUUCUGCUACAAGCAUCUAUUUACAAAUCAUUAUCAGCUAUCAAUCAAUUCUAUAUUUUGAUAUAAAUCCAAUAAAAUCUUCUCGAAUAUUGAAUCUUUUAAAGAAACUACUUUUAGUUUUGACAUCCCUAACUAAAACAAAUAACUUCAAGAAAAUGAUGAUUUUGAUUUUACCUCUAAUACAAAAAUCCAUUGAUAGCGAUGAAAGAUUUAAUAAAUGCCAACGACUCAUAAAGGAAUCGAAAUUAUGUGUUCGAGAACCAUUUAUGUCGACAAAAUUAUAUUUCGUUUUGUUGAGUUUAGGGGUUAGACAUAUCAAUUACGAUAAAUAUACUCCUUUUAUUCCUAACUGUCUUGCAAUACUUAACUUGGAAUCUAACCUGGAUAUCAAUGAUUUAUGUAGCAACAAAACUAAAAAAGAUCACAAUAAUAUUUCAAUAUUGAACAAUUAUAUUUCACAACUGGGACAUUUAUUGAUAAAGAUUAAAUUAUUUUUAGAGAUAUCCAAUAAAUCGCAAUCAAGUUACGCCUUAAAUUUUGUACCAAAGGAUUUAAUCACUUUACAAAAUGAUUCGCCCAUAACAAAGGCUUUUUUUGACGAUCUUACGCAAAAAGAUUCCCUCUUCCUCUUAGCUCGUGGUUUGAUAGAUAAUAAUAUUCUGCAAAUCAUAUUAAAUUGGCGGGAUCCUAUUAUAUUCGAAUUUAUCAUAGUGUUCUCCAAAAAAUUCUGUUAUAUUCCUUAUACGAGUUUAGUCUAUCUAUUUAAUCGUAUAAAUUAUCACCUGCUCCCUUCGAUAAUCAAAGAGAUUCAAGAGUAUUAUACUAUAAAGAAUUUACCUACUCAUCAUCUGGUGUUGAAAAAAUGUCUUGAUUUUUUAACCUUUUCGGAACAACCUUGGUCUCCUCAGAUGAAACCUUAUAUGCUCCACAUCUUAUUUCGGCAUUUUAUUUUUAUUCCGGGCUCCGCUUAUGUUAGAUACUUGGCUCGAAAUAUGCUUUUUAGCGAAUGGAAAAAAUUUGUUGAUAAACACGGAAAUGAUAUUAACGAUGAGGAUAUUUUGUUUUCAAUGUCCUUAAAACAUCAUUUCUCAUCACAAAAUUUAAUACAGUUCUAUGAAGAAUGUGAAAAAACUGUCCCAUUUACAAAAUCAAGUUUUGAUUUAGAAAGCUUACGUAAAUUUAUCAUAACUCUAUAUCCGGAAGAAAGUCAAAAAUUUAAUAAAAAUGAUAACGAUAGCCGCCCUCUUGACAUUGAAUUAUAUGAUAAAGAAAGUAUGAUAACGAUGUUACGGGAUAUCGUAGAAAGUUUCCCAUCUGCUUCAUCGCCUUGGUUAGGUCAGGUAUUUUUGCUUGCACCUAUUGAAGAAUUAGCUUCAUUUUUAACCAUCUCCGAAAUUGCCUUGCCUCACAUAAAAAUUUUGUAUUGCUCCUUAAAGCAAUCUUUAUACAGAAAAAUAUCACGUGGUUCUAAGAACGAUUUUACUUUGGAAUCUAAUUUCUUCUUACUUUUGAACACAAAAUUUUAUUCUUGUUUCAACAACUACAUCAAGAAAUACAAUUUCGAUAAAGAAACGAUAGAUGUAAUUGGCGCUAAUGAUAUAAAAGCAUUUUCAUAUCUCGAAAAUAUAAGUGAAUGCCUAGAAAUUGCAACACUCCACCCUCUAUUGAUCAAUUACCUUGUGCUGGAAUAUGAACAAAUUAAGACAAUUGUUACGUUUAUUACAUACGAAUUAAAAAUAUUUACUUCCUAUUUGUCUGAUUCGAAAACACUCCGCUUAUACCAAAUAUCGAGAUAUCCUAAGUUGUGUAUCCUUAAAUGCAUGGCAAGCAUAUUAAAACUCAAUUGCCAGAAGUUUUAUGAGUCAAAUUUAGUAGAGUUGAUCAUAUGUUACAUUUAUCAAAUGAUAACCUAUCCAGCAGUGUCCAAAUCUACACCUGAUUUAAAAGGUUUAAUUGAUUGCUUACUAAGCUGGUUUGAUAAUUAUAACGAGAACGGGAGAAACGCUAUUCUAUUCCAUGAGGCUCAUAUUUAUCGGACAUUAUAUUACCUUUUUAGAUUGCCAUCCCUUAAUAAAUAUGCAAUUCUGAAGCAACCAGUGAUCAAUGAGCUACCUAUUGAGCCAAAGGAUUCUAAAGAAGUCCAAGAUUUUAAUUCCAUAAUAUCCUUCAAUUCCUUGUUACCCGAGAAAUACUACGAAUAUUAUGAUGUGUUCAAUAUAUUUUGCAGUCGAGUGAUUAACCUUGGUUGGGCCGAUACUCAUGUUUUCCAAGAGAUAUGCGUGAUUUUAUCUGGGGCCUUAAAUCUCAUAAUUUCUCAUUCGGAUACGAAUGUAAACGGUGACGAAGAAGACCUCGAAAAAUUACACAUAUCUUGCGUAGCCUGUCAAACUAUGACUCUUUUAGUGUGCUACACUAUUCUGACCCCAUUCCCUGGUAACCCUUUAGACAGCCAGUUUCCGGACCCUGAAGUUUGCGGAUUCUUCAAAUACAUAGACGUUAAUAUUAAAUAUGGGAAACACUUGGGGCGUUUGCAUAAAUAUUUUUCCUUGUCGUCUAGUCCGAAGCAUUGGUCAGCUGAAAGUCCUAUCUGGCCCUACAGACAUCUAUUGUAUCCUACACACAACCUUGGACAGAUAUCACCGCAGUACGCCUGGCUAGUAAUGGGGCUUAAACGCGUGCCUAAAUCUCAACUGAGUUCUAAUUCUUCGGAAAUGGCCAUUAUGGAAAAUUCAUCUAAAAAUGAUACUAUAUUAAUAUCAACCAUUACCCCAGCUAAUAAUAACCCACCCCCUCCAUUAUAUUACUCUAGUCGCUGUGAUAUGAAAUCUUGUUUGAGACUUAUAACCGAUAUAUACCAGGGAGCUAUGUGUUUUAUACGCGAUACUUUAGCCACUAAACAUUUUGACGAACUCGAAAGCAAAGAUAACGAAUCCUUUAACUUUUACGGCGAUUUUCCUGUCGAAGGGUUCAGAGUUAAGCUCGAUCACUCGAAUGUCAAUAAAAAAGCGUUCGAUGGCUUAAAAUGGUUACCGCGUCGAAAAUUAUUGCUCGAGUUAAUCAAAUCGAUUAUCUACAUAUCCGACACAUUUUGUAGUAUGGAACAGUUUGAUUGGAUGCAAAAGCUGUUUUGUCAAUUGUAUGAUUCGUUUGAGUACGAAGGAGAACAGGCUGAAAAUUAUCAAGAUGAAAUUUUGAUGCCCUAUUUAGCGAUGGGACUGUGCAAAUCUUCAUCUUCUAUGGGAAUGUCCGCUCUUUUGGCCGAAUCACUCAGUAAAGUUGUCGAAGGUGUUCUCAAAAACACUCAGGUGUUAUCUAAAAUAAUUGGAUUUAAGACAUGCUUAUAUCUGUUGGAAGCCAAUCCUUAUGCUAACGAACGCUUGAUUAGUUUCGUGUCCAAUCACAGUUUUUCGCUUCUCGAUUACCUAAACCCUAGCGCUCUUGUUUCUUCAUCUUACAUCGACGUAUUGGCCCGAACUCUAUUCUAUCUAGCUGAAACUUUUCAAAACGUACCAUUGCAAGAUUAUAAAUCCAGUACCCUAACGGAUACAAAUGACGACCCAAUAUGCGAUGUUUUUGUCAUAAAAUUGUUAGGGCUUCUAGUGAAAAAUAAUUUUUUUAUUUCUACCGAAAAUUAUGCAUCCGCCAUUAUUAGACACGACGAAAAUACGAAAAAUAAUAGACAUUUCCUUAAAUUCGACAUCGAAAAAACAAAUGCGAUAUCCACUAAAUAUCCUAGAUAUUGGAAGUUGAUAUAUGACGAACUACGCUUUAAUUGUCAAAAAAUUAAUAUCGAGAUCAUUAAUCAUAUAGAGAGAUUAAUCCUAUUAAGGGUAAUUCCUAUUGGAACAACCUUCGACUUUCUAACUUCCUGUGCCUUAACUGGCUUUAUCACCAUCACAAACUCUUCUCGCUCCUUUUCUUAUCUUCUUUUAGAAACCGGUGGAGCCUAUUCAUUUGCCAUACUUCGGCUUCUAACCACUUGCCUCUACGUUAAUCAGACUUUUCGCUUGAUCUUAACACCAUUGACUUCCCCUUUACCAACAACAUCCAACUCUUCUUCGCACCACACCCACUCCUCAACUAGCAGUGUAUUGCAAUGUUGUGAAAUACUGACUAGGGAUUUACCUUCAAUUUCCUCAGUCCAUGCCCUUAAUCAGUACAUAGUUAAAGCUGGGUCGUGCCUUGUUCCGGAUCUACCCAUCCAGUUUACCUUUCCCUUCGACGUGGUUGACAGGCUUCUCAAUCUUUUUUUAGCAUUUCCCACAUUCGACAACCUUAGUACAAGACCGCCUGCCGUUGACAUAAUUUCCUUACUACUCUCCCAAACAUUUACUGCGCUUUCUCCUAUUAUAUUGCUAAAAGAUAUAAAUGAAUCGAAGGAAAUGGAUGACGGGAAGGGCAAAGGAUCUUAUCGGCCCCAGAGAGAAUGGUUGCUGCUUGGAGCCGAAAAAAUUAUGGCUACUUUGUCAAGAAACGAUUAUAGCAAGGAAACAAUGGGAGAUCGAGAGAGCCGUUGGAGUCAUUCCUUGUGGAAGCUCACCGAGUUAUUGGCUUGUGACUUAAAUCAUGAUGAACUUGAUAUUUUAUUACCUUACAUCUCGUUUCGAACCUGCUCAAGAAUAACCUCCCAAAUUUUACCAGAUUCAAAAUUGUUCUUAUCUAUACAUUAUAAAUUUUAUCAAUCUCUCAAUUCUUCCGAACAUAGACGACAAUUUCGAAAUAUAAUAUCAUCUCCAACAAAUAAAGUGACAGAAGAAGCAAAUUUUAACAAUGGAAAUUUUUUUAAAGUUCUUCAUAAUGUAUUGACUAAAAAUCUUGACCCUUUAAGGGAUAUUUAGGAUUAUUACGUACGGUUUUGUAAAUGUUGUUUAAUAAAUAUAUAUUUAUAAGUUAUUAAUAACA